Messenger RNA from Coturnix japonica (Japanese quail), 566 nucleotides. Lineage: Eukaryota; Metazoa; Chordata; Aves; Galliformes; Phasianidae. The record is from RefSeq and is a predicted model, not a curated record.
GAACACACUCCGGGCCUGUUCCCACGCCGGGCUGUCACACACCGGAAAGGAGGAAGCCGGCUGCUUCCGGAUUGACCGGAAACGGAGGACAAAGAGCGGCGUGUUUCCUGCCGGACCGGAAGCGGAAGGCGCAUGCGUCAACCCACGUGGAGCUGUGCUGCCGUACUGCAACUCCCAGCGUCCCCCGCGCGGCGCGCUCUAGUGACGUCACGACGCGACGGCAGGAGAGAGCGCCGCGUUUGGAGGAGUGAAGGCCGCCAUGACCAAGCUGGCUCAGUGGCUGCUCGUCCUGGCCCUGUUGGGCUCCUGUUGGGUCGCUCUGGUUCUGGCCCCGUUCAGCCCGCAGCUCCCGGUGCCGGUCCGGCAGGUCCUGCUCCCUCUCCCCAUUUACCUGCUGGUCGUCUCAGGUUGUUUCUCGUUGGCCGCCGUUGGUUUCCGUGUGGCCACGUUCAAUGACUGCCCGGAGGCGGCGGCCGAGCUGAGGGGUCACAUCGCCAUGGCCAGGGCCGACCUGCGGCUACGGGGGAUGGACCUCAACCCGCAAUAAAGGGCCAGGAUGGGGCUGA